This is a messenger RNA of Gavia stellata (red-throated loon), 3616 nucleotides long. RefSeq names its product acyl-CoA thioesterase 9 (gene ACOT9). Gene Ontology annotation, molecular function: fatty acyl-CoA hydrolase activity. Gene Ontology annotation, cellular component: mitochondrion. The record is from RefSeq and is a predicted model, not a curated record. Bases 36 to 1340 code for a protein of 434 amino acids. The transcript is spliced from 16 exons. Lineage: Eukaryota; Metazoa; Chordata; Aves; Gaviiformes; Gaviidae. Gene Ontology annotation, biological process: acyl-CoA metabolic process.
CCGGCCUCGGCCCCGGUGGCGGCGCGGCGAGCACCAUGCUGGCCACCCGGUUGUGCACCAUGUGGAAGCUUCCUUCUGUUCUGGCUAGGACACUCACUUCUGGGACCAGUGGCUCCUCAGCGCUUCCUGACAUGUCUGAAGGACACUUACCUAUUCAUGUGAAUAAUGUGCGGAGCAGAUUGAGGGAUAUAGUGGGAGCAUCUACCAACUGGAGGGAUCACGUGCAAGCAAUGCAAGAAAGAAAAGCUCUUCAUACUUUACUGGCAAAACGGCAGGAAGAUCUCCCUCCUAGGAGAAUGAAAGACAGCUACUUGGAAGUUAUUCUGCCUCUAGGAAGUCAACCUGAAAUAAGAGAAAAGUAUCUGAAUGUAUACAACAGUGUAAGGUUUGGAAGGAUACUUGAAGAUCUCGACUGUUUAGGAGUUCUUAUUUGCUACACUCACACCAAGCAGGAAAUGCAGCCAAGGUCUCCCUUAUCAAUAGUUACAGCUCUGGUGGAUAAAAUCAAUUUGUGCAAGAAGAUAAUAUAUCCAGACUGUGACAUCAAAUUCACAGGCAACAUUUCUUGGGUUGGAAGGACCUCAAUGGAAGUGAAGAUGCAUAUGCUGCAGCUACAUGACGGUGAUUACAGCCCUGUGUUAGAUGCAACCUUUGUCAUGGUGGCUCGGGAUCCAGAAAAUAAACGGCCAGCAUUUGUUAAUCCACUCGUUCCUGAGACCCCUGAGGAAGAAGAAAUCUUCAAGCAAGGGGAAUUGAACAAGCUGAAGAGGAUUGAUUUCAGCACUUCCUCCUUGCUGAAAAUGGCUCCCACUGCAGAAGAAAGAAACAUUGUUCAUGACAUAUUCCUUAAUACAUUGGACACAAGGACAGUAAGUUUCCAGAGUCGUAAAUUACCACCCAAUUCAGUAUGGAUGGAAGAUGCGAAGCUAAAAGGCCUACAGAUUUGCCAUCCUCAGGAACGGAACAUCUUUAAUAGGAUCUUUGGGGGUUUUCUCAUGAGAAAGGCAUUUGAACUGGGAUGGGCAACUGCUUGCAGCUAUGGGGGUUCCAGACCUUUUGUUGUAUCUGUUGACGAUAUAAUGUUUCAGAGGCCAGUUGAGGUUGGAUCCUUAUUACUGCUUUCUGGACAGGUCUGUUACACAGAAAAAAACUACAUCCAGGUUCGAGUACACAGUGAGGUUUACGACGCAGAUACCAGGGAGCACCAGACAACCAAUAUCUUCCAUUUUACAUUUAUAUCAGAAAAUGAGGUCCCACGGGUUGUCCCCAAAACUUAUGGAGAGUCCAUGCUGUAUUUAGAUGGGAAGCGACACUUUGCUGCAAUCAUGAAAGAAAUCUGACACACACUGAAUGCUGCAUCAGCAGUGUAGCAGCAUGCUGUCUUGGAAAGAGUUGUCACCAGAGAUGGCUGACAGGCAGGUGCUUGCAAUACUAAAAAAAACCCACCCCAAAACAAAACUCCACAACAAAAAAUACCUUUUAAGUGCUAUUUAUGUAUUUGCAUAUAUUUGGAUUUUUUAUUCUCUGCUACUAGGAUUUGUUGGAACUCUACUUUUACAUGCUGAUGCUAGGAAAAAAGCCUGAAAAAAUACAAUCUUAAGCCUUAGAUAGCUUCUUUUUGUCUGCUUUGAGAGAUUUCAUCAUGACCUUUGCUGUCUUGUCACCAUCUGCCUUCUUUCCCUUAGUAGCUCUCCUUUGUGUUUCCCUGAUAAGGGAUAGAAGUUCUAUCAGAAAAAUGUGUGCAAUAAGUAGAUGUACACAGAUGAAGCCAUUUGAUUUACAUUCUUGUGUAAAUUAGGUUUAGGGUCUUUUUUUUAACAAGGACACAUGCAUCUGGGAAGCAGCAUAAGCUCAGAAGUUACUAGUGUGUGCACAAUGUAAAGCAGGUGUUUCCCAUCAGCAGGGAUUUUACAGUGUUGUUGCAGCUUCUGUUUUGGAUGGUUUCAUGUUCCCUUGGGAGGAAACUAAUUUUUGCAAUGAAAUGAGGUGGCCAGAUGGUCUCUUCUGGCAUUCUGUUUGCGUACAGCCAGUCCUUGCCAGCCUCUUCUAACUUUUUUUUUUGCUAUAACUGUGAGCGAGUUCCUUAAUGAAUUAUUUCUCAUGGCCUGUAGAAUAGAGAUCUGAUUUGGUGAGGUUGGGUGGAACUGGGAAAUGGUAUUGUAGAGCAUAACGUUUUGGUUUGUUAGGGAUUGGGAGCAGAAAAGGUAAAAUACUGUUCAAACGGUAAUGGUUAUGUUUGAUGCUGGAGUUAGGGGUCUGGAGGAUCUGUGUUCAGCAGCUCCCAAGUCAGCAGCUGAAUGGUGGAGGAUUUUUAUCCCACUGAGGGGUGGUACAGCUGGAGGAAAACCUCCUCAGCUGGAUUAUUUCUUUGGUUGCCUGAUCCGGAUCAGAUUAAUGCUUUGCAGUGAUAGUAAGCUCUUGGUUCCUUACAUAGAGUUUCUCUCUUUGGUCACACUCCAGUGCUGAUUCAGCUGUAUGAUGUUGUAAUCUUUUUCUUUAAUGCUUAUGACACUGUGGAUAUGUAUUGUAUUUUCUGUUUUUCUCCUUUUUAAAACUCUUUGGAAGCUGAAUAUACUUGACUGACCACACAAAUAAAGAACUGAAACUCUAUCCCAGCUUCUUCUCCCCUCGCUGGGUGGAUCACUGCUGGCUAUUAAAAAAUAAGUGGGAAGGCAGGAAGUGGAGGGAUCUAUUUCAGAACUAUGUGUUACUCCUGACUAUCUGCAGGUUUUUAUCAUUGACCCAGUGGUCCUACCUGGGUCACUUUUGUAUAACAUUUGUAAGUUAAGGGGGUACCAAAUUAUUCCUCUGCUGCCUUUUCAGCUGUAUUUAAAUAUGAAUUUAUCAUAAUUUCUAAAUUCAGCCUUGGGAAGGGAUUGGAGAGAAGAAAAAGAGGUAAUAGAGUAGGGAGGAAGGCAUGACUUCAAAACCUCUGGGUGCAGUGAAGAAAAUGAAUUCCACAAAUGAAGAUGCUUAGAAGAAUUAGUGUGUUUUCAAAGUUCAUGAUAAUUUCAUCAUGUACCACAAUCACAGUAGUUAUAGAAAUAUAUGUACAGUCACAAGAAUUUGUGUGGGUAUAUAUACACAUAUAUAAAAGAUAUAAAAAAAAAUAUAUAUAGUAAUAAACAGAAAGACAUAGAAUAUGUGCUCACAUAUUUUUUCCUCUGAGAAGGUAACUCCAAGUUGUCACCCUCUCUGAUAGUAGGCUAAAUGUAUCUUUGUUCAAGGGUAUUAUUUAUGCACGUUGCUGUAUACCUUUCUGUGUGAGAUAAAAUUGUUGUCCGAUCUCACAUUCAGAAUUAAAAUAUUUUAACAUGGUAAUUAAUGUUGAGUUUAUAUUUCAACUUAAUGACCAACCCAUCACUGCUGUAAGUGACUAACCAUUACCACGCAAGCCUAAACGUAUUGGUAUAAAAUAUUUUUAUUUAUGGUGAACCUAUCUGUGUAAUUGGCUGUGGCUCUGUAGUGGGAAGUAAAUGUUUCUGUGUCCAUCGUGUCUUGGAAUACAGCGAGGAGGAGGAAGUCUGUGGUAUCUGGAUUGCCUACCCUAACCCUCUCAGUAGUUAAUGGUGAUAUAAAAGGAGAUUUCUGUGGGACUGGCUGAGCUCAGUGGCCG